AUGCACAACUGGAGCAGAAUGCACAACUGGAGCAAGAUGUUGUCGUCCGGCCUUGUAUUAUCGUAUCUAAUAGCAGGCGCGGUGGGAUCAUGCGGCCAAGGGUUUAUGCUUAUUAAAGGACAUUCGAGUCCACAGUGUCAUUCAUCUGUCGAGGAGUUUAGUUUCAGCAAGUCCACGACGCACACCAAUGCGCUGAUGGAUUUGACGUCCUUCUUAGUUAUAAACGACUUGACCGGUGCUCCGAACGCUGGACUUAACACGUACAACCAGCCGAACUGGCAAGGAACCCCGUCCUUCAUACCCCAUGUGCUUCUUAACCCUGGAGAUUGUUGGACGACAAAGGGCCUGUUCAAAAGCUUAGAGAUACUAGGACUCAGUACGAAAAGAAACGAAAUACCGCCGGUUGCCCUGGAACUGACGGGCGCUGCGGAAAAUGACACUGCUGCUGGGAAUCAGACAGCACCUUGGAAGCGAGGGGAUCCCCCUAGGAAUUACUACCUCCUCGAUCUAGAGACAGGAGUAAUCACAAAAACCGCUCCACCAUUGACCAGGCGAGAUGCAGUCCAGAGCCCAGCUGGUAGACGGUAUACCCAGGGGCAAGUUACCCUCAGGCUGCUGAAUGAGGGCACAUCAGGUGGCCGGACUUUCGGCCUUUCGGAGGGCAAGGUUUAUACCUUGGCCAAGGACAUAUGCCAACAAUGGGAUGGGCAAGAUGACGCAGUUUCCACUCUCCAUGAUGAUUGUGGGAACUCCGUGGAGCUGUCUUAG
Molecule: messenger RNA, 768 nt
Organism: Trichoderma harzianum CBS 226.95
Lineage: Eukaryota; Fungi; Ascomycota; Sordariomycetes; Hypocreales; Hypocreaceae
Exons: 1
Coding region: 1-768 (255 amino acids)
Source: RefSeq, a predicted model, not a curated record